AUGGCCCAACAUGGUUUAAGAGUAAGCGACCUGUUUUCAACUCUGGAGGACGCUGAACUGGAUGCUUUGGUAGAAGAUGUACUAAAGCGUCACCCACUAAAGCGAGUACAGAGUAAGGCGGGUUUUGAACUUUUACAUAUUAGCAUCCCUGGGAUUGAAAGGUCGUGGAGAGAUGUUUAUGCUGGAGUGCUUGAUCUCUUCUACACAAUCUUCACCAACCUUGAGAAUGACGGGCUUCUGAAUCCAGAUGAUGAAGUGCAUCUCUAUGCCCUCCAGCGGUGUUUCUUGCCACAUGUACAGAAACACCUUCAGUACUUUCAGGAUGGCUGGAACCACCACAAGUUGCGGACAGAAGGAAAUCAGUCACCAAUACAGCUCUGGUUAAGUCAUCAACUUCAAGACCCUAUCCAGAUAGAUGCUAUGCAAUAUGGCAUUGACUGGAGAGGGCCGUGUGGUCAUCACGAACCUCGUGUGGUGAUCCCUAAAGGACAAAUACAACUUACACAGGAGGAUGCUGAAAGAUUCCCAGACCCAGAUGUCCCCCUUUCUAAUGUGUCGGAGGUGUACAGAGAGACUGUAAUGUUAUUAUAUGAAAUGCUUGAGUAGCAAGACUACAACUUCAAAGAGUGAGCAUCAGCAAGUUUUGCUUAUGUUUAAAAAAAUUGUAUACAUGCCUGUUUUGACCUAUUAUCAGCAUUGUAUAAAUAUUUAAUCCACUAGUUCUUUUCUCAGUCAUUCAUUAAUGUUAAUGCUAUAA
Messenger RNA from Onychostoma macrolepis, 757 nucleotides. RefSeq lists its product as uncharacterized. The transcript is spliced from 4 exons. The record is from RefSeq and is a predicted model, not a curated record. NCBI's taxonomy places the organism in Eukaryota, Metazoa, Chordata, Actinopteri, Cypriniformes, Cyprinidae. Bases 1 to 606 code for a protein of 201 amino acids.